AUGAUGCAAAGUGACGAGGUGCCUUUUACUGACUCAAAAAUUCUUCGCUCCGGAUUAUCACGUGAGGCAGAAAAUAUAUCAACAACAAAUGAAAAUAUUGAAAAUCUUGAUGAUAUUGAAGAUCUUAAUUCACCUUUGGAACUGGAAAAUAUGCAAUCACCAGAAAGUGAGAGUACUAUUUCGCUGGCCUCCCCAAUUUCUGUGUCAGAGAGGGAGGAAUUAUAUAGAGAAAUGGAUAAUCUUCGCGCUGAGAAUAGAAAACUGAGAGCAAAUCUUCCCGUUGAUUUGAGUGUUGCUUCAAUUCGAAGAAACCCGGGCAAGUGUUUGAUGUUAACCGGGUUGCGUUUCGAAGUAUUUCAAACAUUACUCACAUAUUUAUGUACCGAAAGUGAAAGAAAACCCACAAGAUUGAAAGCUAAAGACCUGAUCCUAUUAACAAUUAUCAAAUUGAAACACAAUAUGAGUUUUGAUAUGCUAUGCUACAUUGUUAAUAUUAGUCGUUCCACCGCUGUUGAAUAUUUUUGGACAUGGGUAGAUGUUAUGUACAAGAAGCUCAGAGGAAUGAUAAGAAUGUCAGACAGAGAUAAUAUAUUCAAAACAAUCCCCAGUGUUUUCAAAGUAAAAUUUCCAAGAUUGACCUCUAUAAUUGAUUGUUUCGAAAUAUUCGGCGAAUCUCCAGCAUCACUGUUAGCAAGAGCUCAACUGUACAGUCAGUACAAAAAACAUUGUACUAUCAAGGUGCUCAUAUCAUGUACACCACUUGGUGCAAUUAAUUUUAUUUCAAAAUGUUAUGGUGGGCGUGCAUCAGACGUUCAAAUCACACGAGAAUCCGGCUUCCACUUGAGUAAAUACCAUAUGCCUUCAGAUCAGAUCCUUGCAGACAGAGGUUUUACCUUGAGAGAUGAAUUUGCUGCCGGCAGUUCUUCUGAACUUAUUGUACCAUCUUUCACAAAGGGAAAAAAGCAAUUGGCAGCUGAGGAGGAUGAAAGCUCGAGAAAAAUAGCUUCAGUAAGAAUACAUAUUGAACGUGUUAUUGGUUUGAUGCGAAAUCGUUACCUUAUUUUGAAAGGGACAUUACCACUGAGAAUUAUAAAAAAUAUAAAGGAUGAGGCGCAUUCAUCAACACUGGCUAAUUGUGAUAAAAUUGUGACAGUUUGUGCUGCACUCACUAACUUGGGUGAAAGUAUAGUAUAUAAAUAA
Hydractinia symbiolongicarpus is the source of this 1200-nucleotide messenger RNA. RefSeq lists its product as uncharacterized. NCBI's taxonomy places the organism in Eukaryota, Metazoa, Cnidaria, Hydrozoa, Anthoathecata, Hydractiniidae. The record is from RefSeq and is a predicted model, not a curated record. Bases 1 to 1200 code for a protein of 399 amino acids. The transcript has 2 exons.